Letharia columbiana is the source of this 516-nucleotide messenger RNA. RefSeq lists its product as uncharacterized. NCBI's taxonomy places the organism in Eukaryota, Fungi, Ascomycota, Lecanoromycetes, Lecanorales, Parmeliaceae. The coding region runs from base 1 to 516 and encodes 171 amino acids. The transcript is spliced from 2 exons. The record is from RefSeq and is a predicted model, not a curated record.
AUGGAACUAGGGACUAGGAGCGGUAGUUGGACGAGCAGAGCCAGAAGGGGAGAGCAGGAAGAGGAUGUUACUGUUCUGAAGAUGUUCAUGACGCCCACCGCCGCAGCGACCGCCUUCACCGAUAAGCUGCUUCAGCUCAUCCGCCAACAGCGCCAUCUCGCAACCCGCGUCGUUAUCUCAACCCAAGAGCCCACCAUCUCACCACGCCUCCUAGACCUGUGCACGGUAACGAUCGUGCACCGCUUCACAUCCCCGGAAUGGUUUCGCACCCUCCGCGACCACCUCGCUGGCGUCAGCACGCUCGACGAACUGGGAGUGGCGACGAAUCGCGAUGUUCGGAGCAUAUUCGUGGGGAUUGUGGAGCUGGAGCCGGGGGAGGCAUUAAUAUUUAGUCCGUCGGCCAUGCUAGAGCCGGUGGAGGGCAAGGCGCCAAGGAAAUUGGGCAUGGAGUGGCUGAAGGUCAGAGUCAGGAGGAGGCUGACGGAGGAUGGAGGGAAGAGUAUCUUGGCCACUUAG